Linum trigynum is the source of this 1288-nucleotide messenger RNA. Lineage: Eukaryota; Viridiplantae; Streptophyta; Magnoliopsida; Malpighiales; Linaceae. The record is from the annotation of a GenBank genome assembly.
CUUGGGACUCUUGGGCUAUGACUAAGGUCGGGUUCUUAAUUUUUACCUGAAAACUGAAAAGGGUUGAAAAUUUCAUAAGCAGGUCAACCGUUGACUACAAUCAAGUCAAUUGUUGAAAAUGGGUCGAGAAUUGUUUCACCUUAGGCCUAGUUAAUCGAUUAGCUACCGAACCCGCUCCAGGUCCAUUUAAGCAAGCAAUUAGCUUAACACUAGCCCAGCCCAAAAACGGCCCAGGCAAGGCUGCCGCCAUCGUCACCGAUUCAACACUCUGCGUUCAUUCCAGAUCUUCGAACAAUCGUGGUGGAGUUUAGUCGAGCUGAUUCCAGAAGCUGCAUCACGGCAAAAUGGCUUCAGGCGAUUCAAAUCGGCAAGAUGGAGACGCCGGAUAUACACCACCGCUGGCCGGGCGGCGAUCACCUUCUCCUUCGUUCUCCGAGAAUUGGAAGGAGCGUAUAUUAAUCCCCACAGUUCUGGCAGGAGCUGGUGGCGGAGGAUUCGGGUUGGUAUCUAAGCAACGGACAGUGCAAGGGUUCCCUCACGUUUCUGCUGCUUACGCUGCUAAUUUCGCCAUCGUCACUGGUUGCUACUGCGGUGCAAGGGAGUUCGUAAGAGUAACACGUAAAUCAGACCCUGAUGAUCUGCUGAACUCUGCCAUUGCUGGUUUCAGUACUGGUGCUCUUCUUGGACGUUUUCAAGCUGGCCAACUCGGCGCUAUUCGCUACUCUUUCAUCUUCGCUGUUGCGGGGACCUCAGUUGAUUUCGCUACCAUAAAACUCAGACCCAGACUAAAGAGUCUAAAAGAAUCCAUAUUUGGCAGCGAGGAAAACAAAGAUGGUGGGUGGAAGUUACCUGAGUGGUUUCCCAUACAAGUGCUCGACGAGGAAGCCCUGGCUAAGAAAGAAGCUAGAGAGAAACAACUUCACGCACAAAGAGCAGCUCUUGCAAAACUAACGAAAGGAGAGUCUUAAAAAAGCAAGAACCCUUUUUCGUAAUUUUAUCGGAGUCCCAGUUGUUUGCUUGUUUUAGCUGCCUGGCUUUCACUGCAACUGUAACUCAGCAAGCUGUGAGUUCUCAUAUUGUACAAAAGAAGUUGCAAGCCAUAAUAGAUUACUCGACUUCACUAUACUGGCAUACGAUACUUCCAGCAGGAGUGGAAUGUAUCGAGUUUUUUGCUGGGUUCGUGGUUCAACUUCUAUGAUUUAUUCACAAGUAUCUAAUGUGUUACUAAAGGUAAAUUCGAGACAUGGAGUAGUUUGGAUUCCGAUAUAGAUAAAGUAGAGUCACUAUC